GCAAGCGUGUGUAGGGGAAGGGGAGGAGUAGGAGGAGAUGGAGGAAGUAAACCCUGCGGCGAAAGAGACAGGAGAGGGAGGGGUGGUGAUGAGUGGAACAUCCGCGGGCCAUGAGAGUAUAGUCAGUGUUUCUCAAGAGGGGGAGGUAGGAGGAGAAAAAUCACCGGUCGCGAUAGGGUCAUCCGAUGGGACAACAGAGGGUACGACGGCGGGGAAGAUGGGACCAUCUGAUGACAUGGGCGGGAAGCACGCCCCCGCCUUGGUAGAGAUAUCUCCGUCCCAGCCUCGUGCUGAAGAUCUUGUAUCGAUGGCAAUCGGGACGGAACAGGAAGAUGGUGGGGAUCGCGAUGAUCCGCAAGCUACACCUUCAUCUCCUCCUGCUGCGGGGAUUGGCUCUUCUUCUUCUGCCGCCUCCAAGGAGCUGAGGGAGGCCGACGGCGCAAAAGAUCUUGCUAAGGCCUCUUCGAUGCUACCGCCAUCGUCGCCAUCCGACGGCGCAAAAGAUCUAGCUAAGACGGGGGCCAAAGGUCGGGAUACGAGUGCGCAGAGAUCGAAUCUGACGGCGAACGAAAAUGAGCGGUCUGGGGGAUCUGACAUGGGAGAGAGAACUGACUCCCAGGAAAUGGUGGCUGGAGAAGCGAGUGGUGCUGAUGCCGAUGCAGCGGCAACAGCAGUUGCAGCAGGAGGAGGGGGAGAAACAGACGAGGGAGGAAAAGAUAGAGAGAGGGAGCCAAAGGACGAGGGUUCGAUAGCCCCGAAGGAAGGGACGGAUACUGGAAGCGCUGCUCGCGUCUCGGCAAUGGACAAGGAGGGGCGUUCGAAGCCAUCGGAUGAUGACUCAGAUCAGAAAGGAGGGGUGGAUGUGGUAGCUAGCGGUGUCAUAGAUCCCAUCGUUAACAUCCAGCCGUCGAGGAGCACAUUACCAUUUCCGGAAAAGGUGAAAUGCCUGAUUAAACUUUUUCCUGAGGGAAGGAUAAUAGAGAUCCCGAUGGACGGCGAGCAGACGGUGUACGAACUCAAAGCGAGGAUUAGCAAGGCUGUUGAUCACCCCACGUUUGGCUUGAUCGUCCGCAUGGAAGAGGGAGAGAGUGCCGAGCCACUUGAAGAGCGGGAAAGGGUAGGUGAGAUUGUUGUUCGCCAGAGUGGAAGAGAGGCGUUUGCCGCGACAGUGGAUGACAGUGGGAGCGCUACGACAGGACCGAGAGAAGGGAUGAUGGAGGCGGUGGAUCACGAAGAUAGCCGUGGCGGCGGAGUGGUGAUCGCAGGAGCUCGAUUCGUCGUGAUACUCACUAACGAUGUCGAUAGGUCGAAGGUGGCAGGCACAUUGCCAAAAGUGGUUCUGCCGGAGACCAUCGUCGUGGAGGUUAAGGAUGCGACAGGCAAUCCAUGGAAGACAGUAACAGUCCAUAUUCAGCCGUUCAAGGACAGCAAGAUUUGGUGUGGAGUAUCAUCACGCUUAUUCUCAGACCGAGCGGAAAAAUCGGCGCACAGAGAGAGAUUACUCACGGGACACGCAGACUUAUCAGAUGAAGAUGAGGCGAUUGCAGACAGUCCGGGAGUCUUGUACACAGAUGGACCGUCCAGAUCUGCUGUUGAAUUGGACUAAUGAUCGAAUCAAGUACUCGGGUCCAUAUGAAGAGGCAUGGCACUGGGAGAUGCGUAGAAUACAAGCCGUUAUC
Chara braunii is the source of this 1679-nucleotide messenger RNA. The record is from the annotation of a GenBank genome assembly. Lineage: Eukaryota; Viridiplantae; Streptophyta; Charophyceae; Charales; Characeae.